Molecule: messenger RNA, 810 nt
Organism: Arabidopsis thaliana (thale cress)
Lineage: Eukaryota; Viridiplantae; Streptophyta; Magnoliopsida; Brassicales; Brassicaceae
Product: golgin family A protein
Exons: 1
Coding region: 1-810 (269 amino acids)
Source: RefSeq, marked reviewed
AUGGAAGUGAAAAAGUUAAGAGUCGCCAAGUGGAAGAAAGAGCGUCUUCGUAGAUCAUUGAUGAAGGCCGAGUCUAAAGCCUCUGAUGUAUUGUCCUUCACGCUAUCAUGGAGAGAUCUAGAAUCUCAUUUUGAUUCAAUUGAAUCAGAUCUUGUGAAGAGGUCACAAGAAAUAGAGUCGAAGGAGAAACAUCUAGAGAAGAGGUCACAUGAGUUAGAGUCAAAAGGAAAAAUUCUGGAGAAAAGGGCUCGAGAGAUUAAUACAGCUGAUGGAUUUAGAAGAGACUUUGAAGAAAAGCAGAGGAAACUAGAUAGGCUAAAGAGAGAGAUCGAAUCUGAGGAAAAGAAACGUUUUCUGGUUCAGAAAUUGAACCGAGAACGUAAGUUUGAGCUAAAGCGGACAAGAGAGCAAGUGGAAGCGUUGCAGAAGAAUGAUAUGAAACUGGAUGUUAAACAUUCCAAGGAGAUGUCGGAGGAGCUACUGGUUCAACAGGAGAAGUACGAAGAGAUCUUGAAGAAGAAGAAGUUGGAGGAGAAGAAACUUAAAGAUUGUACCAGAGAUCUUGCACUGAGAGAAGGAGACCUUCGAUGGGUGAGUAUGCGAAUGACAAAGCGUUGUGAGGAACUGAGGUGGGAAAAGAAAAAGAAUCUUGUGUUAUGUAAACGUAACGAGGAAGCAGAAAGGAAGCUGAAACACUUGAACAGAGCACUAGAGGAGAAACAGAAAGAGGUCGAUUUGAUUGAGAAGAGACUCGGUGAAUGGAGAGACGUGAAGGGAAGAGGAAACGGAGAUACCAGUGGAGAUGAAUGA